Melampsora larici-populina 98AG31 is the source of this 1485-nucleotide messenger RNA. RefSeq lists its product as uncharacterized. The transcript is spliced from 2 exons. The coding region runs from base 1 to 1485 and encodes 494 amino acids. The record is from RefSeq and is a predicted model, not a curated record. Lineage: Eukaryota; Fungi; Basidiomycota; Pucciniomycetes; Pucciniales; Melampsoraceae.
AUGGACAGCGAACAAUUUCAAGAUCAGAUCGAUGAAACUUUAAGGAAAGAUCAAGAGCAAGAGAAAGGGAAAGGGGUAGACAAAGAGGAGAACGUAAGGAACGAAGGAGAAGGACAAGAAGCGGGAGAAACAGGAGCAGAUCAAAAUGGAGACGACUUAGCACCUGGAACGAGCGGACAGGAAGCAACACCCCCGACUACUAGACAAUCUAAACGGAAGAAAGCCGCUCCAAAGCCCUUCCCACCCCCAACAACAACUAAACCAAAGCCAGUCGGUCCGAUACGCAUUAAGAAACCAAGAACGACCUCGAAUAACCAAGCAGAAGAAGCCCCACCGGAAGAAGCUACCGAAACUCAAGUGAACCCCAAGAAAGCUCCGAUUAAACGUCAAGUAGAGAAGAACCCACCAGCUAGACACCCUGCCAAAAUCAUAAUCAAUGACAAUCAAGAAGAAGAAUCGUCAGAUGACGAAGAAGAAGACAAGGGUGGAGUUGCAGGAGUCAAUGUAUGGAAUGACACAAACAGAAAUGACAAUCGCCCUCAAGCACGAACUGUAGGAGGAAUAGUCCUAGGAGACAUUGAAGAAGUAGGAAACAACCAAGUGGUACCAACUCCCUCUGCGACCGAUAGCGUAACCUUACGUCUAGAGGAAGCGAUCAAGAAAGCCUUUGAAAACAAAGAUCGACAAACAUAUGAUCGUCUAAAUGCGGAGAAACAAGCCUGGUUGACCUUCUUAGAAAAAGGGAACGACAAAACAACUCCUGACACGUCAGAGAAAACCUCCAAAUCAUCGACAGAGAGGAAAACGAUGAAAGUUCAGAGAGGUGAAAUGAUCAACGAUCACUUAAACGCACUCUCACCUUAUUGGGAUACCGCGUUGAAGGAAUUUAAUCGUUAUAUCCCAUUGUCAAUCUUCGAUCCCGCGUGGCUUCGUCAAGACAUCGCCUUUGUCUCAAAUAAAUUGUCCCGUACGAAGACAAAAGACGCCGAUUCAACGUCUUACAACGGCUCCCCGAUUCCCAACGAAUGGAGAACCACGGUCGCACAAUGGCACCGCCAAAAGGAUCUAUUCCUACAAUACCUCGCUCGUUAUAAACAAACGGAAGUCCUCCCCGUCAUGAAAGCCCAUUUCGAGAAUGUUCUAGAAAUUCAAAAAGAAAAUGACGGCAGUUGGGUGUUAGCAUACCGUUACGAUCUCAUGAUGCGACAAUCCUACCUAGUUUUUAAAGUAGGAGAAGACGGAACUUCUAUGGCAGAUAUCGGUAUCCGCAACCCAAGGAUCCAGAGGCUAGCCGAGAGAGACACCCUUCGUUACAACGAUGACAUGUUUCUCGAUAACCCGUACGCCCUAAACGGAACCAAGCGCUUCAUUGACCCACUCGACGGUUCUAAUUGGGAAGGCAGAACAACCAGAUGGGAUGAUCCUAGCCGAACGGAUACUAGAGACGAGAAGUUGGAACCAACAAAGUCAGCGCAAUCAAUGUGA